Puma concolor (puma) is the source of this 1266-nucleotide messenger RNA. It is a transcript of the gene CCDC166, whose product is annotated as coiled-coil domain containing 166. The record is from RefSeq and is a predicted model, not a curated record. Lineage: Eukaryota; Metazoa; Chordata; Mammalia; Carnivora; Felidae.
AUGGCUCCCAAGAAGAAGCUCGGGACCAGCGCGGGGCGCCGGCCGGGCGCGGCGGGAGACGGGGCCGAGCCGCCGCUGUCGGAGCGCGCGCAGUACCUGCAGCGCGAGUACACGCUGCUCUCGGAGCAGCUGGAUGCCUGCGAGGCGCGCGUGGACCAGGUGCUGCAGGAGAACGCCUUCCUGGACCGCGAGGCGCUGCGCUUGCGCGAGGAGAACCGGCUCUACGCCAGCUACAUGAGCGCGCGCGCGCAGCGCUGCGCCCACGCCGUCGUCCGGCUGGAAGAGCAGAACCGCGUGGACCUGACCCAGAUCCACGGGCAGCGGGCGGAGCUGGAGGCGCUCUACCGCGGGCGCGAGAACGGAGUGCGCGCGCAGCUGCUGGAGAUGGAGGCGCGCGCGGCGCGGAUGGCGCGGCAGGUGCAGGAGCUGCAGCCCUACAAGGAGCUGCAGCUGGAGCAGUUGGCCCGGAUCCGGGCGCUGGAGCGCGAGCUGCUGCACAUGCGCGUGGAUCACACGCAGCUGCUUCACCGUGUGAAAAGGCGCUUCCUGGAGGACAAGGCGGCCUUCGAGCGCGAGGCGCGUCAGCGCGUGCAGUCCUUGGGGCGGCGCGCGGAGCGAGAGGCGGCGCGCGCGCUCGUCGCGCACACGCAGGCCAUUAAGGCUGACAACGCGCGUCUGCGGCAGGAGCUGCUGCGGCUGCUUAGCUGGGCCCAGCUUCUGCAUGACACGCGGCGCCAGCUGCUGGAGCAGCGUGAACAGCUGCGGCGCGAGCACGAGGACACUUGGGACCUGGCGCGUGUGCAUGGCUGGCUGCGCCGGGGCCCAGGGGGCCCGCCGCUCUGGCGGCCGCCGCCGCCACCGCCACCGCCACCAGCGCGGCCCGCCUCGCAUCAGGGGUCCUUGGCCGCCUCCACAGCCCCAUCGCGCGGGGCCUCCCAGACCCCGACAUGGCUCCCGCGGGUGGGCUCCAGGGCCCCAUCACAGGCCCCUUCGAAGGAGGGUUCAGGGGCUUCAUUCCAGGCCCCGUUGCGCGCGGGCUCCCACUUCCUGUCCUCGACCCCGUCCCACCCCGGCUCUCGGGUCGCGUCCUCCACCCCAUCCCGCCCGGGCUCCCGGGUCCCAUCCUCGGUCCCGUCGCGCCCAGGCUCCCGGGUCUCUUCGCGGGCCUCGUUAUACGGGGCCUCAGAGAAUACCGCCCCCUCUGCCAAGUCUGUCCCGGGGCCAGGUUCUUCCCGUCCUCCAGACGCAGGAGCCCGUGGACACUGA